AUUGAAUUAAUUGUGCGAAUCUGCCACCUGCAAUAAACACAGGAUUUUUGACAGAAGAAAAAACUUCGUAAAUAAAACCCCAAAAGUCACGAGAUCAAAGAGAAAAAGUCUGCUUAACAAUUGCCAACGAACAAUAAACAGAGUAGACACGAAAUCACUGGAGAUUAUCUGUAGAAAUCCUGUGGAAAUACCUGAACAAAGAUGCUGUCAGGCCAGCAGUGAACCCUCGACAGUGGGCCAGGGUGAUUAAAUAAAACAAAAGGAUACAAUUCCUGAAUAAAUUGUUUCCAUUACGAAGCAAUCGUGAAUACGAGAGGCACAUGUGUGUGUUGCUUGGAGAAGAAUUUUGCACGAAAGAUGUCGGUGACAGAGGAGAGGAUCCAGGAGCUUGAUAGGAGCUUCCUGGAGUUCAUGAGAACAUCGGAUAAUGUUGACAUGGCAUCUCAGGAGAUUUAUGACGAUCUCUUGGAUGAGGUGCUCAUGGGCUUUGUUUUUGAUGUCCAUAGAACUAUCAAGACUGGAAGCUCUGAUGUGGAGGAGGGAAUACCUGACGAUGAGUCUUAUGCUAUUGUUGACUCUCCAGGUCUGGACGUCUUCGGUCAGCACCCAAUAAAGAAAUCCCAGGAAUGCAACUGUCCAAAUUGUGAUCGAGGUGUGGCAGCCUGUCGUUUCGCCACCCACCUGGAGAAAUGCAUGGGAAUGGGUAGAAACAGCUCUAGAAUAGCAUCGCGAAGAAUAGCGAAUAGUUCGAAAGACCUGAGCAACUUCAGUGGAGUCAUAAGCGAUGACGAGGACGACGCAGACUGGAGUGUCAACAAUGACAAGAGAAAGAGGAGAAAAGACAGGAAUGGUAUCAAGAGGAGCAAAACCCAGAAGACGCAGAGGAAUGGCGACACCCCAGAGAUGCAGACGAGUAACGAGAAUUCACCAUCGAACUACGAGAACAUGUCAAUUGAGGAUAAGAGAGCCCUGUUGACACAGAUAUGCGGAGUUAUCUCUGAGCACACGAAGAAGCUGUGCACGAGAUCCAUGAGGUGUCCUCAACACACUGACGACCAGAGGAAGGAGAUGAGGGCCAAUUUGGAGUUGAAUGAGGGAGGACUCCAGGUGGAUGUUGAUGCUUAUGACGAGGCCGAUGGACAACACUUGAGGGACGCUCUCUCCAGGUGGGACAGGGAUGGCUCCAAUCAGUCUAGUCCUGCUGACUCUGCCUCCACAACUUCCAAUUCGUCGUUGACGAGGAAGAGGGAGGGCAAGUCCAAGGGGAAGGGAAAGGGGAGCAAGCGAGAUCGAGGCUCACCCAUUUCACAGAAUGAAUGAAGAGGGAAUUUCGAGGGUUGGAGGAGUGAUGAGGGGAGCAAGCAUGUGUUGAUGAAUUUUUUAAUUAAAUUAUUGGGUGUUUUGUUGAAUUAAAUUAAUAGAAUUACUUGGAUAAUUUGAGUUUUAGUAUUAGGAAUUGAUAAUUCGGGGAGUCUCCCAGUUUUUUUGAGUUGGAAAAUUGGGGAGAGAUGUUCUAAACUCGAGGAUGAAUGUACAAAAUGAUAUUAAAUUAAUAAAAUACCAUAAAAAUAGAAA
Molecule: messenger RNA, 1575 nt
Organism: Diachasma alloeum
Lineage: Eukaryota; Metazoa; Arthropoda; Insecta; Hymenoptera; Braconidae
Gene: Sgf11
Product: SAGA-associated factor 11 homolog
Exons: 2
Coding region: 358-1320 (320 amino acids)
Biological process (GO): regulation of transcription by RNA polymerase II; positive regulation of DNA-templated transcription
Cellular component (GO): SAGA complex; DUBm complex
Molecular function (GO): transcription coactivator activity
Source: RefSeq, a predicted model, not a curated record